GCUCGGGUGCGCGAGGGGCGCGGGGACGGACAAUCCGCAAACUCCGUGGGUGGGAGGUUACCUUGGCAGGUAACCUGGCAAACGGCGGGUGUCUUGCGCUCGGGAAAUCGAUUUGGCCGCGGGCAAUGCGGCGUGCCAGGCCCGAUCGAACCUAACGAUACACGACGACAUUGUAGCGUCGGCCUGCUCCUGGCGCACCUGCACGAGCCUCCUCGGGCUGACGCCGGGGUGUCGGCCAGGCAUCUAGCGUAUCAUCCGGGGAUCCCGCAGACCGGCCUCGACUACCAUAGUCGACUACUCCCGACUAUCAGCCGAGGAUUUUAAAUGUCAAGCUGGAGCAGGACAUGGGGCCCGUGGAGGCAUAUCGUUACCUCGUGGAGGAAAUAUCAGAUCCAAGGGUGGCUGAUUGGCCAAUGAUGGCUAGUCCGUUUCCGGUAUCACUGAUUCUCCUCGCUUACCUACUCUUCGUAUUGCAUUUGGGCCCGAGGUACAUGCAACAUCGUUCGCCGUACGAUCUUUACAAUUUUAUGGUAGGAUACAAUAUUGCCGUUGCCAUCUGCAGUGCCACUGUUUUUUACGGGCUUCUUACAUCUGGUUUUACGACAAACUUAUCCUGGGGUUGCGAACCUGUUGAUUAUUCAUUAAAUCCAGAAGCCAUAAGAAUGGCGAGUUGGGUCUGGUGGAUAAUGCUUCUGAAAAUCACGGAACUCGGGGAUACAGUUAUUUUUGUUCUGAGGAAGAAGUACAAUCAGUGCUCAUUUCUACACAUUUAUCAUCAUGUCACUACUGUAAGCCUCGCCUGGAUAGCCUGCAAAUAUGCUCCAGGAGGCAUGUGGACAUUUAUUAUGAUGCCCAACUGCUUAGUACAUGUCAUCAUGUACUCGUACUACCUGUUAGCCUGUUUGGGACCGAGGAUGCAGAAGAAGCUUUCGCCGUGGAAGCCAUACUUGACGAUGCUUCAGUUGAUUCAAUUUGUUAUUAUGGUCAUCCAUACAUCUCAAGCGCUGUUGCCGUCGUGCGAGCCCAAACUGAAACCUCUGGCAUUUAUCUACAUGUCCAACGUUAUUGUCAUUUUCUACAUGUUUUGGGACUUUUACAAGAAAGCCUAUUUGUCGAAAAAAACAGUUUAAUAAUUGUGACAGCGUGUGCGAGGCUGCAAACAAGAAUGCUAAACGAAGAAAUAAACGUGCCACAAAUACAUUGUUCUAUACAAAAUAAAACCGUCUCUCGGGCAUCCUGUAGUGAGAGGAAUACAAAAAGUCAUGCAUAGUUACGCGCGAGAACAUUAAUCACAGAAUCCAGCUUUAUCGCAUUUUUAUACUUUCAUAAGACAUAUCUAUCAUUUCCCAUUUCCAGAAUUUCAUUGCUUGGUUAUGACGAAUGCUCCUGUCGUUCAUCACGAAAAGAAUUUAUGCUCUUUGCUCGUUUGCGCUGCAUUA
Molecule: messenger RNA, 1439 nt
Organism: Ceratosolen solmsi marchali
Lineage: Eukaryota; Metazoa; Arthropoda; Insecta; Hymenoptera; Agaonidae
Product: elongation of very long chain fatty acids protein 1
Exons: 7
Coding region: 345-1130 (261 amino acids)
Biological process (GO): fatty acid elongation, saturated fatty acid; very long-chain fatty acid biosynthetic process; fatty acid elongation, polyunsaturated fatty acid
Cellular component (GO): endoplasmic reticulum membrane
Molecular function (GO): fatty acid elongase activity
Source: RefSeq, a predicted model, not a curated record